Myotis brandtii (Brandt's bat) is the source of this 1905-nucleotide messenger RNA. It is a transcript of the gene PGLYRP2, whose product is annotated as peptidoglycan recognition protein 2. The record is from RefSeq and is a predicted model, not a curated record. The coding region runs from base 289 to 1806 and encodes 505 amino acids. The transcript has 7 exons. NCBI's taxonomy places the organism in Eukaryota, Metazoa, Chordata, Mammalia, Chiroptera, Vespertilionidae. Gene Ontology annotation, biological process: peptidoglycan catabolic process; defense response to Gram-positive bacterium; detection of bacterium. Gene Ontology annotation, molecular function: peptidoglycan immune receptor activity; peptidoglycan binding; N-acetylmuramoyl-L-alanine amidase activity.
CUUGCUGGAUGGGGCCGUUCGUUGGAGUCUGAACUACCCGGCCUCCAGAUGCCUCCUGGCUUACUGAGCCUUGACCUCCGCCUGGGAGGGAAAGGAUAGGAUGGGGGAGCCCCUGAUGUCCUUGACUCGGGGCACUGUCCCACGCUCCCCCUGCCUCCCGCCCACAGCUCUGCGAGAGGCAACCAUGUCAUUCACCCCUGGACUUUGACAGUGGCCAAAGGCACCACUCAGUUCUCCAUGCCUGUCUCUUUCUAGCUCCGCUGAGGUCUCUGCUGAGGUCAACCGGAUAUGCCCCCCGGAAGCUGGAACCCCACAACGGCAGUCCAGGGUAUCCUCUGGAUCCUGCUUGGCUUGUUGCUGUGUCCGGAACCAGGGACAGCAUCCCUGCCCCUCCUCAUGGAUUCUGUCACCCAGGCUCUCGCUGAGCUGGAGCAGAAAGUGCCGGUCACGGAGGCCAACCACACUGUCUCUGUGUGGCACCUGUCAGCCUGGGACUCUGAUCCCCACGAUCCCCUCCAUCACUUCCUGCUAAAGGAACGAAGUCUCAAAGUCACCAAGUUGGAUCCUUCUGCACUGAGCCCAGAGCUGCAAGGCCUGAUGGAGGAGGUGGCCCGACAUGCUGUGCGGGGUGGGCGGGAAUACGGGGUGGUACUGGCCCCCGAUGGCUCGACGGUGGCUGUGGAGCCUCUUCUGGCAGGGCUGGAAGCAGGGCUGCAGGGCCACAGGGUCAUAGACUUGCCCUUGGCCAGCACAGCCACCCCUCUGGGUGCCGGAGACACCUUUCCAGAUGUGGGAGCUGAGGUUUCUGAUGCAAGAGCCACCUCCCCAGGACUCAGGGAUGUCUCUCCAGAUGUCAGCUCUGCAGAUGUCAGGGCUACGUCUCCAAAUGUUAGAACCACAGAUCUCAAUGUAGGGGCCAUCUUUAAAGAUGACAGAGUCACCUCUCCAGAUGACCAAACCUCCUCGCCAGAUGCCAAAGCAAAGUCUCCGACCACUGUGGACAGCCUCCUGGUGGUCACCUUGGCCAGAGACCUGGGCCUGGCCUUCCUCCAGAACCCUCAAACCCAGAGCCACCCAGGCCUGGGAGCUGAGGGCUGCUGGGACCAGCUCUCUGUCCCCAGGAAGUUCACACUCCUGGACGCUGAGGCAUCACCGGUUACCACAGCCUUCCUCAACGGUGCUCUGGAUGGGGCCCUCCUUGGGGACUACCUGAGUCGGGCCCCUGAGCCCCGGCCACCCCUCCACCACCUCCUGAGCCAGUACUAUGGAGCUGGGGUGGCCGGAGAUCCGGGACUUCGAAGCAACUUCCGACGGCAGAACGGAGCUGCUCUGACUUCAGCCCCUGCCCUGACCCAGCAGGUGUGGGGCGCCCUCAUCCUGCUACAGAGGCUGGAGCCAGCACACCCUCAGCUGCAGGGCUUGAGCCAAGAAGAGCUGGCGCAGGCGGCCACCCGUGCCGCCAAGGAAUUCACUGAGGCCUUCCUGGGAUGCCCGGCCAUCCACCCCCGCUGCCGCUGGAGUGCGGCUCCGUACCGGGUGGGACCAACUGUGGGACCCUUGGGUCCGGGGGCAACCCUGACGCCGCGCGGUGCCUGCCCCCCUCUCCGCAGUUUCGUGGUGGGCUCAGACGGCUACGUGUACGAGGGCCGAGGCUGGCACCGGGUAGGCGCGCACACUCUAGGCCACAAUAGCCGCGGCUUCGGCGUGGCCUUCCUCGGCCACCGCCAGCUCGUGCGUACCGAGUGCCCCGGCGACGCGCUCUUCCACCAGCUGCGCAGCUGGCCACACUUCCACGAGAAUGUAUAGCCAAGGACUGCCAAGAGCGCCUCCAGGAGAUCCAAGAGGAAGCCGCCUCUAGUGACCAUGCCGGCCACAGACCUCCAAUAAAGAGACUGUGUGAAGAAA